AUGUCAUUAAACAAAGAUAUGCACCCACGAAAUCCAUACAAAGAAAAACCACCAGAUUUCCAAGCUUUGGCCAUCGAAUUUCCUGAAUUUCGAAAAUAUUGUCGGAUAGGAAAAAAUGGAAAAGUUAAUGUCGAUUUUCAAGAAGACGCGGCAGUUCGAUGUUUAACCAAAGUUUUGUUGAAAAAAGAUUUUGGGUUGAAUGUAAGUUUUCUCAUUUUUGAAUAAUAAAUCCUUCUCCCCCAAAAUAAACCUAACCUAAAUCUUCAGGUUGAAUUACCGGAUGGCAGUUUGGUUCCACGAAUUCCUCAAAAAUUGAAUUACUGCUUGAUUAUUGAGGAUUUCCUGAAUAUUAAUAAUUUAUGCGCUGAAAAUGAGAAGAUUAUUGGAAUUGAUAUUGGAACUGGAGCAUCUUGUGUUUAUAGUUUGUUAGGAGCAAAAUAUUUUGGUUGGAAAUUUGUUGCGACUGAAGGAGAUGUUAUGUCAGCAGAAGUGGCUCAUCGAAAUGUUUCGAAUAAUUAUUUGAAUGAGAAGAUUUUGAUUGCUGAAGUUGAUCCAAACGCGAAAACUAUUCUAAUGGUAUUUUGUAUUUUAUACACGGAGAAAUUACAAAUAAUCAUAUUUACAGGAUAUGAUAAAUAAACUGGGAAAUGAUCAAAAUUUCACAUUUUGCAUGUGUAAUCCACCAUUUUUCGAAACCAAAGAAACUGAAGAACGAUUCACUUAUGAACCAUCUUUGGAUGGGGAAAAAUACUCGAAUCGCGUGAUUUUUGAAGAACGAUCUCAACCACAUUCUAUCACUUUUGCAUCUUCUGCUGAACUACAAGUCGAAGGUGGAGAAAUCAAUUUUGUGAAUCGAAUUAUUGAUGAUAGUAUUAUUUUGAGAGAUAGGAUCAAGUUAGUUUUAUUUAUUUUUAAUACAAAAAAUUGAAGAAAAAUAUUUCCUUCCAGAAUUUAUACAUCAAUGCUUGGUAGAAAACAAAGUAUAAAGCCUUUAAAACAACGACUUGAAAUUCUUGGAAAUGACGUCAAAUAUUAUGUGACAACUUUGAAUCAAGGAAAAACUCAGAGAUGGAUUUUGGCUUGGACUUUUGUCCCGGAAAUUGUGUUGACUUAUAUGGAUCGUCCUGCAAAUUUGAUAUGCCUGAAGCCUGGAUUAAUUCGAAUUGAGGAGAAAAUGAAAGAAUUGCAAUCGAUUGUGAGACGGGAAAAUAAUAAUAUUGUAAGUGAAAAAAUUAGAAACUGGAAGUAGUAAGAAAAACAUUUUUUUUCCAGUUAAUUUUCGAAUGUCGUCGAAUAACCUGGAAACAUCGAAGAGCACAAAAACGUGCUGAAGCCAAACUCAAUCUUCCGAAUGCAAAAAGAUCAAAACUCUCAUCGAUUGAAGCUUCAUCACAAACUUAUUUGGGAACUGGCGAUGGAAAAGAUUCAUUGAGUGAUUCUGGAAAUUUUGUUGAUGUUAGAAGAUAUUCAACAUCUUCUGCGAAAUUUUCGGAUUGUGAAGUUCAGGUAAUUUUUUUCAAAAUGUUUCUAAAAAAUAAUUCCAAAAAGUUCCGAAUUUUUCGAGAAUUAUUUUUUUUUUCAAAUUUUCUAGUUUGAAUUCAACAGUUUCAGGCGUCUUCUGACCCAAAAAUUCGACGUCAUAAUGAAAUUUUGGCAUAAAAAUCCACGUAAUCAAAAUUUUUCAGGCCUACUUUCCUUGCUCAAACUAUUCGAAUCCAAAUCUUCGAUUUCGUGUCAGUUCCUCUUCAAUUCCUGGAAACAAUCUCGAAGAUCUAAUCAGCAUCGAGCUUUUGAGUGGAGCAAAACAUAAUUUGAAUCAACUUUUACAAUUUCUUAAAAAUUCCCUAGCGUCAUAA
Caenorhabditis angaria is the source of this 1856-nucleotide messenger RNA. The record is from the annotation of a GenBank genome assembly. NCBI's taxonomy places the organism in Eukaryota, Metazoa, Nematoda, Chromadorea, Rhabditida, Rhabditidae.